CUCUCCUUGUCCCCUCCCUCCUCCACUGCAGCCUUCCUCUUAGCCCGGGCCACUUCCUUCUUCUGCCUGUUCCUCCCCAGGGCGCGGAAGCCGAAUACAAGGUUCAGACCCACGGGGCAUCAGCUCUUCGGUGAAGAAGGAAGCAAUCGGAGAGUCAGCAAUGAAUGUGGAACAUGAGGUUAGUCUCCUAGUGGAGGAAAUUCAUCGUCUGGGUUCCAGAAAUGCUGAUGGAAAAUUAAGUGUGAAGUUUGGGGUCCUCUUCCGGGAUGACAGAUGUGCCAAUCUCUUUGAAGCAUUGGUAGGAACUCUGAAGGCUGCAAAACGAAGGAAGAUUGUUACAUACACAGGAGAACUACUUUUGCAAGGUGUUCAUGAUGAUGUUGACAUUGUAUUGCUGCAAGAUUAAUGUGGUUCGCAUAGCUUGGUACAAUUUCUACAGGCACUUGACAUUCUUUCAAAGCAAGAAGCGAAUUGAACACCAGCUGCCGUGGAAAAUGUUAUGUUUAUGUAAUAAAAAAAUGUAACUGCCUUUAAA
This is a messenger RNA of Arvicanthis niloticus (Nile rat), 535 nucleotides long. NCBI's taxonomy places the organism in Eukaryota, Metazoa, Chordata, Mammalia, Rodentia, Muridae. The record is from RefSeq and is a predicted model, not a curated record.